Molecule: messenger RNA, 1005 nt
Organism: Physella acuta
Lineage: Eukaryota; Metazoa; Mollusca; Gastropoda; Physidae
Source: RefSeq, a predicted model, not a curated record
AUGACUCUUGACACUGAAGUGCUAUAUGAUGACCAAGGUCUGUGUUUAGCUGGGUCAAGUUGUGAGCGGGGCUGGUUUGGUCCACUCUGUCAGUACCAGGACUUGGCAACAGUUGGCGCUAAGCUCACACCCUCCAACUCCUUGAUAGAUGAUGGCGAUGACGACACUUGCUCAAAUCUCAAAACAGUAACGAUCACGUGGGAUACGGCUUAUAUUAUCACGUGGUUACGGCUGAGUUUAAACGAUACAGGAGUGUUUUCUAACACCAACAUAACGAUCAAACUAACAAACGUAACUGGUGCUGACACAGGCAUCACGUACUUCUCCAUGAUUCCAGUAACUAGCAGAGUCAAAGACAUCCUUCUUUGUUCUUCUCUUAGAGCGAUUAAAGUUACGCUCACAUUUUUAAGGGCAGUUACCGUGUGUUCUUUAAACAUUAACGGAGGUCGAAAUGUGGCUUUACACCAAAAAACUUGGCAGUCCACCAACUACAAUGAAAGCGGAGUCAUCUACGACUCCUCUAAAGCGGUUGACGGCAACAACAGUAAUGAUUUCUACGGGCAGGGUUCUUGUUCACAUACACUUGGUGUUAAUGGUCGAUGGGGGAUUAACUUGACCCGUGAACACAGAGUGGACAGAUUUGUGCUUUACAACAGAGGUGACUAUCAGCAACGUCUACGAGGGUUUAACCUUGUGGCCUACAAUAAAAAUAACCAGCUACAGUUGAACUACACGGAUGAUUCCAAACUAAACGUGUCUGUGUACAACAUCACAACCACCGCUAUAUAUGUUCAAAGUGUAAACAUUACAGUGAGAACCUAUCUAACUCUGUGUGAAGUCGAGAUCUUUGGUGAUAUUGAAUGUGAUAGUGCUAGAUUGGGACUAGAGUGUACCAACACCUGCAACUGUAACGACCCAACUGAGACAUGUUUUGUAGCUACAGGUGGAUGUCGGUCUGGUUGUACUGCUGGUUAUCAAGGGGAGGGGUGUUCUAAAGGUUGGUAA